Molecule: messenger RNA, 5815 nt
Organism: Carassius gibelio (silver crucian carp)
Lineage: Eukaryota; Metazoa; Chordata; Actinopteri; Cypriniformes; Cyprinidae
Product: NACHT, LRR and PYD domains-containing protein 12-like
Exons: 23
Coding region: 34-5067 (1677 amino acids)
Molecular function (GO): protein binding
Source: RefSeq, a predicted model, not a curated record
AAUUAAGUCACAUCUGUUAAGGUAAUGUAAAAAAUGUCACUGAUGACAGAGUGUUUGAUUCUUGAUUCAAGGUCAAUCCUGCAACACAGACCAGUAAUAAAACCCUUCUGUAAGAAAUAUGACCAGUCUAUGAAUCAACCACAACACAACACGUAUCCUGGAGUGAGGCAAGAAGUCCCCGACACGUUGAGAUCAAAUCUGCAGCAGAAGUUUGAGCGUCUGUAUGAGGGAACAGCGAUGCAGAGAAACUCAACACUCCUGAAUGAGAUCUACACAGAGCUCUACAUCACAGAGAGUGAGAGUGGAGAGAUCAGUAAUGAGCAUGAGGUGAGACAGAUUGAGACACAAUCCAGGAGAGAAGCAACUGAGGACACAGCCAUCAAAUGCAGUGACAUCUUUAGACCUUUACCUGGACAAGACAAAGCCAUCAGAACUGUGCUGACAAAGGGAGUCGCUGGCAUUGGAAAAACAGUCUCUGUGCAGAAGUUGAUCCUGGACUGGGCUGAAGGGAAAGAGAAUCAGGACAUCCAGAUCAUAUUUCCACUUCCUUUCAGAGAAAUCAAUCUGAUGAAGGACAAAACACUCAGUCUUUCAGAUCUUCUUCAUGUGUUUUUCCCUGAAACUAAAGAAAUGGAAAUAUCCAGUGAUGAAUAUAAAGUGUUGUUCAUCUUUGAUGGUCUGGAUGAGUGUCGUCUGUCUCUGGACUUUAAGAGUAAAGUGAAACUGUGUAAUAUAUCUGAAUCAGCCUCAGUGGACGAGCUGCUGAUGAACCUCAUUGUGGGGAAUCUGCUUCCCUCUGCUCUCAUCUGGAUCACCUCCAGACCAGCAGCAGCUGAUCUCAUCCCCUCUGAGUGUGUCCAUCGAGUGACAGAGGUACGAGGCUUCAAUCAGCCACAGAAGGAAGAAUACUUCAGGAAGAGAAUCAGUGAUCAGAGUCUGGCCGACAGGAUCAUCUCACACCUGAAGUCAUCAAGGAGUCUCUACAUCAUGUGCCACAUCCCAGUGUUCUGCUGGAUCUCGGCCGCUGUUCUGGAGAAGAUGUUGAGUCGAGCAGAGAGUGGAGAGAUUCCCAAGACUCUCACUCAGAUGUACACACACUUCCUGAUCCUUCAGACCGACAUCAAACAUGAGAAGGACUAUGAGAAGAAGGUGAACAAUGAAGACAUGAUCCUCAAACUGGGGAAAGUGGCUUUUGAGCAGCUUGUGAAAGGAAACCUGAUCUUCUAUGAGGAAGACCUGAGAGAGUGUGGCAUUGAUGUGAGAGAAGCAUCAGUGUACUCAGGAUUGUGCACUCAGAUCUUCAGAGAGGAGCUGGGCUUGUAUCAGGGGAUUGUCUUCUGCUUUGUUCAUCUGACCAUUCAGGAACAUCUAGCAGCUCUAUAUGUGCACCUCUCCUGGACAAACCACAACAGAAAUGUGAUUGAGUCCAUCACCAAACAGAGUUUACUGUCUAAAGUGAAGAAACAGUUUAAACUCAGUUCAUCAGAAUAUGUUUCAUUAUCUGAGCUGCAUCAGAGAGCUGUGAAAGAGGCUCUACAGAGUAAAAAUGGACAUUUGGAUCUUUUCCUGCGAUUCCUUCUAGGUUUGUCAGUGGAGUCUCAUCAGAUUCUCCUUCAACGAAUAAUGAAGCUAAAAAGAAGCAGCUCUAACAGCAAUGAGGAAACAGUCGAGUACAUCAAGAAGAAGAUCAGGACCAUUGAGUCUCCAGAGAAAUCCAUCAAUCUGUUCCACUGUCUGAAUGAACUGGGUGAUCGUUCACUAGUGGAGGAAAUACAACAGUUUCUGAAAUCUGGAAAUUUAAGUGAAGCCAAAUUCUCUUCAUCUCAGUGGUCAGCUUUAGUUUUUGUGUUGUUGACAUCAGAAGAGGAACUGAAUCAGUUUCAUCUUGAUAAAUUUGUUAAAGAAAAGAAUAAUCCUGAAAAUAUGAAAGUUCUUCAGAAGUUGCUGACUGUGAUUAAAGAAUCCAGAUCAGUUCAGUUGAGAGAUUGUGGUGUCACAGAUGAAGGUUGUGCUGCUCUGGCUUCAGCUCUGAGAUCAAACCCCUCACACCUCAGAGAACUGGAUCUCUCUCUGAAUAAACUAAGAGAUUCUAGUAUGAAGCUGCUCUCUGCUGUACUGGAGGAUCAUCACUGUAAACUGGAGAAACUGUGGUUGAGUGAUUGUGGUGUCACAGAUGAAGGUUGUGCUGCUCUGACUUCAGCUCUGAGAUCAAACCCCUCACACCUCAGAGAACUGGAUCUGUCUGGGAAUAAAAUAAGCGAUUCAGUGAAGCUGCUUUCUGAUGUACUACAGGAUCCUCACUGUAAACUGGAGAAACUGUGGUUGAGUGAUUGUGGCAUCACAGAUGAAGGUUGUGCUGCUCUGACUUCAGCUCUGAGAUCAAACCCCUCACACCUGAGAGAACUGGAUCUGUCGUUGAACAAACUAAGAUAUUCAGUAAAGCUGCUUUCUGAUGUACUACAGGAUCCUCGCUGUGAACUGGAGAAACUGAGGUUGAGUUAUUGUGGCGUCACAGAUGAAGGUUGUUCUGCUCUGACUUCAGCUCUGAGAUCAAACCCCUCACACCUGAGAGAUCUGGAUCUGUCUGAUAAUAUACUAAGAGAUACAGUGAAGCUGCUUUCUGAUGUACUACAGGAUCCUCACUGUAAACUGGAGAAACUGAGGUUGAGAGAUUGUGGCAUCACAGAUGAAGGUUGUGCUGCUCUGACUUCAGCUCUGAGAUCAAACCCCUCACACCUGAGAGAACUGGAUCUGUCUCUGAAUAAACUAAGAGAUUCAGUGAAGCUGCUUUCUGAUGUACUACAGGAUCCUCGCUGUAAACUGGAGAAACUGUGGUUGAGUAAUUGUGGUGUCACAGAUGAAGGUUGUGCUGCUCUGACUUCAGCUCUGAGAUCAAACCCCUCACACCUGAGAGAACUGAGUCUGUCUGAGAAUAAACUAGGAGAUUCAGUGAAGCUGCUUUUUGAUGUACUACGGGAUCCUCGCUGUAAACUGGAGAAACUGUGGUUGAGAGAUUGUGGUGUCACAGAUGAAGGUUGUGCUGCUCUGGCUUCAGCUCUGAGAUCAAACCCCUCAUACCUGAGAGAACUGUAUCUGUCUGGAAAUUAUCUAGGAGAUUCAGUGAAGCUGCUUUCUGAUGUACUACAGGAUCCACACUGUAAACUGGAGAAACUGUGGAUGAGUGAUUGUGGUGUCACAAAUGAAGGAUGUGCCGCUCUGGCUUCAGCUCUGAGAUCAAACCCCUCACACCUGAGACAACUGAGUCUGUCAUGGAAUAAACUAGAAGAUUCAGUGAAGCUCCUUUCUGAUGUACUACAGAAUCCUCACUGGAAACUGGAGAAAUUGAGGUUGAGUGGUUGUGGCAUCACAGAUGAUGGUUGUGCUGCUCUUGUUUCAGCUCUGAGAUCAAACCCCUCACACCUGAGAGAACUGAAUCUGUCUGGGAAUAAACUAAGAGAUUCAGUGAAACUGCUUUCUGAUUUACUACAGGAUCCUCGCUGUAACCUGGAGACACUGUGGUUGAGAGAUUGUGGCGUCACAGAUGAAGGUUGUGCUGCUCUGACUUCAGCUCUGAGAUCAAACCCCUCACACCUGAGAGAACUGAAUCUGUCCGAGAAUAAUCUAAGAGAUUCAGUGACGCUGCUUUCUGAUGUACUACAGGAUCUUCGCUGUAAACUGGAGAAACUGUGGUUGAGAGAUUGUUGCGUCACAGAUGAAGGUUGUGCUGCUCUGACUUCAGCUCUGAGAUCAAACCCCUCACACCUGAGAGAUAUGAGUCUGUCUAAUAAUAAUCUAAGAGAUUCAGUGAAGCUGCUUUCUGAUGUACUACAGGAUCCUCAGUGUAAACUGGAGAAACUGGAGUUGAGAGAUUGUGGUGUCACAGAUGAAGAUUGUGCAUUUCUGACUUCAGCUCUGAGAUCAAACCCCUCACACCUGAGAGAACUGGAUCUGUCUGGGAAUAAACUAAGAGAUUCAGUGAAGCUGCUUUCUGAUGUACUACAGGAUCCUCGCUGUAAACUGAAGAAACUGUGGUUGAGUAAGUGUGGUGUCACAUAUGAAGGUUGUUCUGCUCUGGCUUCAGCUCUGAGAUCAAACCCCUCACACCUGAGAGAUCUGAAUCUGUCUGAGAAUAAACUAAGAGAUUCAGUGAAGCUGCUUUCUGAUGUACUACAGGAUCCUCGCUGUAAACUGGAGAAACUGUGGUUGAGAGAUUGUGGUGUCACAGAUGAAGAUUGUGCUGCUCUGACUUCAGCUCUGAGAUCAAACCCCUCACACCUGAGAGAACUGGAUCUGUCUGAGAAUAAACUAAGAGAUUCAGUGAAGCUGCUUUCUGAUGUACUACAGGAUCCUCGCUGUAAACUGGAGAAACUGUGGUUGAGUGAUUGUGGUGUCACAGAUGAAGGUUGUUCUGCUCUGACUUCAGCUCUGAGAUCAAACCCCUCACACCUGAGAGAACUGUAUCUGUCUGGGAAUAAACUAAGAGAUUCAGUGAAGCUGCUUUCUGAUGUACUACAGGAUCCUCGCUGUAAACUGGAGAAACUGAGGUUGAGAGAUUGUGGUGUCACAGAUGAAGGUUGUGCUGCUCUGACUUCAGCUCUGAGAUCAAACCCCUCACACCUGAGAGAACUGGAUCUGUCGAGGAAUAAACUAAGAGAUUCAGUGAAGCUGCUUUCUGAUGUACUACAGGAUACUCGCUGUAAACUGAAGAAACUGUGGUUGUGGGAUUGUGGUGUCACAUAUGAAGGUUGUUCUGCUCUGACUUCAGCUCUGAGAUCAAACCCCUCACACCUGAGAGAACUGUAUCUGUCUCUGAAUAAUCUAAGAGAUUCAGUGAAGCUGCUUUCUGAUGUACUACAGGAUCCUCGCUGUAAACUGGAGAAACUGUGGUUGAGAGAUUGUGGUGUCACAGAUGAAGGUUGUUCUGCUCUGGCUUCAGCUCUGAGAUCAAACCCCUCACACCUGAGAGAACUGAAUCUGUCGAGUAAUAAACUAAGAGAUUCUAGUUUGAAGUUACUCUCUGAUCUGAAGAAGGAUCCACGUUAUAAACUGGAGACAUUACUCUAUUGACUCUCAGUGUUUAGACGUCAGUUCAGUUUCCUCAGGAUCAGCUGAUGGUGAAUAAGGAGCCGCUUCAGAGACGUCACAGACACACAAUCAACACAGACUGUGUGAUGGGGACACAAGAAUUUAGAGAUGUUCAUUUUCCUGACUGACUCCUAACACUCGUUAUCUAAUUAUUGACUGUUGACAAAAUUAGAAUGUUACAUUAGAUUUAAAUUAAAUUAUAUAAUAAUCUGUAUGACCAAAACUCAUUUUCACUGUAAUAAGGAAAACGAAAAAUCAAGUGAUUGCACACGGAUCUCAUGGGAAACUUUUGUAUUCGUGCAGAAUGAGAUGUUGAUAUAUUUCUCUUUAAAUACUUUUUAUUUCUAAAUGUUUAUAUGUUGUUUAUAACAAAUAAUUUUAUAGCUGCUUAUAUUUUCUGCUUUGUAUUUUACUCAAAGUAAAUUUGAAUACCGUAAAAUUUAAAGGAUUUGCAGAUGAUUUUUUUUCUCUCAACACAAUUUUGACUGAUAUGUGUACAGCAGAUAUUUUACAUUUAUUUAUUAUCCAUGCAGCAAAUGUUUAAAAAAUAGCUUUGGGGAGAAAAAAAAGUUUUCAUUAUAACCGGUAGCUUAAUGUAAAACAUUGUCAUGAAUUUGCAAACCAAUGUACAACCAGCUGGGAACAAAAGAGCUUGCUGUAAUUGAUUAAUUCAGAUUGCUGUUAGUUCAUGUAUUGCAAAUAAAAAUAAAAUUAAAAAAAGAUAAAUCAA